AUGAUUUAUGAUCAACUGGAUAAUCGAAUCGAACUUCGAGAAUCUGAUUCAAAUCAAGUCGAUUAUGGAAUAAAAGUUGGAGUAUCUUAUUCAAAUCAAGUCCAUCAUGGAAUGGAACUUGGAGUAUCUGAUUCAAAUCAAGUUGAUCAUGGAAUGGAAGUUGGUGUAUCUGAUUCAAAUCAAGUUGAUCAUGGAAUGGAACUUGGAGUAGCUGAUUCAAAUCAAGUCGAUCAUGGAAUGGAACUUGGUGUAUCUGAUUCAAAUCAAGUCGAUCAUCGAAAGGAACUUCGAGUAUCUGAUUCAUAUCUAGUCGAUCAUGGAAUGGAAGUUGGUGUAUCUGAUUCAAAUCAAGUCGAUCAUGGAAUGGAACUUGGUGUAUCUGAUUCCCCAUGUGAAAAUUUAAGCGAAAAAGCUAGCUUAAAGUAG
Molecule: messenger RNA, 426 nt
Organism: Rotaria sp. Silwood1
Lineage: Eukaryota; Metazoa; Rotifera; Eurotatoria; Philodinida; Philodinidae
Source: the annotation of a GenBank genome assembly